Molecule: messenger RNA, 3616 nt
Organism: Scaptodrosophila lebanonensis
Lineage: Eukaryota; Metazoa; Arthropoda; Insecta; Diptera; Drosophilidae
Gene: stl
Product: A disintegrin and metalloproteinase with thrombospondin motifs 16
Exons: 11
Coding region: 116-3472 (1118 amino acids)
Biological process (GO): extracellular matrix organization; proteolysis
Cellular component (GO): extracellular matrix
Molecular function (GO): metalloendopeptidase activity
Source: RefSeq, a predicted model, not a curated record
GGCCGUCAAAUUGGCCGACGCAGACGGUGCUACCUUAACCACCGACCCCCUUCACGCAGCUGAGCUGCACAUCGAGCUGAGGCGCAAGAGAAGCGUGCACUGGAAUGGCAUUGAGAUGAAUGAGAACUCAUUGCUGGAACACUUGGAGGCACACGAACUGGCGCUGAUCUUUGGCACAACAAAUGAGCCCCCCGAAUUCAAAUUGGUGCAUUUAAGGCGGCGCGCAAUGGAGGCUAAAGAGCUGGAGCAGGAACAGGAGAAGGGGCAAAGGCGCUGGCGACGCAGCACCUCUCCGGCCCAUAAAGGCGCCAACGCCGCCUUCUCGGAUGCAGAUGGCGGCGAGCAUUUGGUGGAGUUGCAGCUUCAGCAAACGCCCCAUCUAAUUGACGACGCCUUCAUCUUCAUCAGACGCACUGCGAACAACACGCAAUUCAUUGAACAUUCGCCGCAGCAACUAAAGCGUUUGGAGCGUUGCUUCUAUCGCAGCUCUUGGGCAGCGCUCGACUUGUGCGAUCCAGAGAGAGUGCGCGGUGUGUUCCAACAGAAUGCGAGUGACUUCGUCAUACAUCCCCUCCCAACACGUUUCGGAGCCGCAGCACAUCUGCUGUAUGAAGCGCGAAAAGAUAAGCUUGGAAGCGUGCUGAUACCGUUAGGCAGUGGUGUACAGUUCGAGCCCGAUGCAGCCGAGUUCAACGAACCGCGGCGCAGCAGUAACGUUGAAGCUAAGUCAUUGGCCGGAUUCGAGAAACUGCAGCGGCUGCCACUGAAUCUGCGCUAUAAGCCGCGCCACCAUCAUCCGUACAAGCAUGGGGACAGCAGACAACUGGGGAAGCGGCCACGUCGCCACAUUUCAUCUGGGGGUCGACAUUGGCGGGCUGGUCCGCCCCAUGAGCUGCACAUUGAGACGGCCAUCUUUGUGGACAGCGAUCUGUAUAGGCACAUGGAGAAGAACUUUCCCAAGGACACUGAAAGCCAACUGAUACGCUUUGUUCUGGCCAUGAUCAACGGGGUGCAGCUGCUGUAUCAUCAUCCCACCCUGGGGCGACGGAUUAACUUUGUGCUAAAACGGCUGGAAAUCUUUCGGAAGGAUCCGCCCGAUCUGCGGCGGUCGAGCGACAUUGAUCAGUAUUUGAGCAAUUUUUGCAUGUGGCAGAAGACCCUGAAUCCUUUAUCGGAUGCGGACAGCUUGCAUUACGACCAUGCGGUUAUACUGACUGGCCUCGACUUGUACGUAAUUGACAAGAAUGGGAAGGCUACAAGCCAGGUGGUGGGCUUGGCACCGGUUUCGGGCAUGUGCACGGUCACCUCUUCGUGUACCAUCAAUGAGGGCAAGCAUUUCGAGAGCGUCUUCGUGGUGGCUCAUGAGAUCGGACACAACUUGGGCAUGCGACACGACACCAAAGAAAUCAACUGCGAUCCCAGCUUGCACAUAAUGUCGCCUACACUGGGAAGUGGCAAGAACACUUGGUCGGAGUGCUCACGCGACUAUCUAGAGAAGUUUCUAGAACAACCACAGGCUGAGUGUCUCUUCGAUCGAGGCCAGUUCAAGGAACACUUGGAUCAUGCCGCUGAGGGCAUGUUGCCCGGCGAACGUUUCGAUGCCAAUCAACAGUGCAUGCUGAAAUACGGUCGAAGCUCAGUUCGGGCCAGCGUCCAAAGCAAAUCGGAAAUAUGCCACGAUUUGCAUUGCCAGCGCGAUCGAUACACAUGGACCUCGCACCCGGCGCUCGAAGGCACAGAGUGUGGCGACGGCAUGUUUUGUCGUGGCGGCUACUGUGUAAUGAGGCCCACACAACAGCCACCGAUUAGUGCGCUGAAACAGCUUUCCAGUCUGCCUAAGCCCAGCUACGACAAGGCAAACUUUGUGGAGUCUAGUAAAAUGGGUCAGCUCUUGCACGAGCAGAGCUAUAACUAUAACAAGGCCAAUGAGAUCACUGCAAGCGCGACAUGGAGCGACUGGGGCGAGGCCAGUGCCUGCGAAUCAGGAUGCCUUUACGGGCCCUCAAAUCGACUACGCGAAGGCAGUACCGGUUUGCGGAUCUACAAUCGCAGUUGCCUGAAUUACCGACAUCGAUGCAUGGGGCGCGAUCGCAAGUUCGAGUCCUGUAUUGCCAAAAAGUGUUACAGUGUGCCAGUCCAAACGAUUGCAGACUUUGCCACGCAGGUGUGUAAGAAAACGCAAAAGUCCGAUAGCGAGCUGACGGGCGAGGGACUACAAUUGGUGUCUAGCACCGAGGAAUCGUGCAAGGUGUUCUGCAAGACAAAGACUAAUGGCACAAAAUCACGUCGUUGGACCUUUCCCGAUGGCACGACAUGCCGCUCCAAACAUCAUGCUAGCGACGACAUAGCUUACUGCAUUUCGGGCCGUUGUGAGAGGUUCUCUUGCGAUAAUACCACAACUAAUUUCUUUAAAAUGGACAGCACCUUCUGCCAACAUCGUGCGCCGCGUCCUGUACACGACUCCACGGAAAUGGAAAGCAAGCUCCACAACAACUACCAAAACAACGUGAACUACAAACGAUAUGCAGAGGGCACCGACAAUGGCAACAGCUACCAGGAGAACCGCAUUGCGUUGGCCACCACUCGAAGUCGCUAUGAAAAUGAGGUAGCUCUGCGCAGUUUCCAUGGCCAGGAGAACUACGUUCAGUAUCCUUACAAGCGCAAGGUCUCAUCAUAUGAACCCUAUCGCAAAUACAACUACAACGUACAGCCUCCAGAACCACCAAAAACUACUCCACCUCCCCCCUUUGUCUCACUGAAAGCUUAUGGAGAUAACUCGCCCACAGAGUGGGUCGUCAAGUCUGGCUGCCACUCUAGCUGUAUGGCCGAGUCCAAGGGACUGCAGGUGGUGAGCUCGCGGUACACGGGCACUCGCAACAUCCAGCUUUGCACGCACAAGGUGAAGCCUUGCGAACGUCUGACAACAGCCGCCGAGUACGCGGAACAGACAUGCGCACGUUACAAGCUUAAGGUGCGAGGCCUGUCCGGCCAUGGGGCGCAGAUCUCGGCCAGCAUUGAUGAGCCGGAUCGCAGCUGUCGAGUGGGCUGUCAAGACGAAUUCAUCAAGUACCGCUAUUACCUGGUCAAUGGUCCCAAUGGACACUUUCCCCUGGGUACACGCUGUUCUCAAGUGGAUCAGCGCUACUGUGUGAACGGAAAGUGCUUAGAGUUUGGCGACGACAAUCUGCCGCUCCAACAGUCCCACAUCAGUUUGGCACUCUUCCGCAGUCGACGUGAUGUGGAAGACGGAAGGCAUCAGCAUCAGCAUCAGAGUCAGCGUCGACGUCAGAAACGCAGUUUUCUUUACUACGAUCCUGUUAACAUAACUGAGACCAUCACACAGGAGUUCUUGAACAACAUUGCGAACAGUAUUAUAGACUUUGAGCUUAAGCAUCUGGAGGGAGAACGUCCCCAACUGGCUGCGGAACACAUCGAAUUUACAAAUCCUAUACACGUUUCUAUGAACGACUGAACGUAGUAGUAUAACCAAGAAGUAUGCUUCAAUGCUUACAGUAGAUAGAUAUACAAGUAUUCAGUGUUCAUACUGAUCUAAAAGUAAGUUAGGCGCAUGUGCAUGUAUGUAUUUAUAAAGUGGAUCGAACGAGAAUUAGAUAAA